This is a messenger RNA of Angiostrongylus costaricensis, 639 nucleotides long. NCBI's taxonomy places the organism in Eukaryota, Metazoa, Nematoda, Chromadorea, Rhabditida, Metastrongylidae. The record is from the annotation of a GenBank genome assembly.
AUGGAUGGAGACGAUGGUUUCGAUUAUUUGUUUAAAAUCGUCCUCAUUGGCGAUAUGGGAGUGGGAAAAACCUGCGUUGUCCAACGUUUUCGAAAUGGCACAUACGUCGAUAGACAAGGAACAACGAUUGGUGUUGAUUUUACUAUGAAAACUCUCGUAAUUGAGGGUAAACGGGUAAAACUGCAAAUCUGGGACACUGGUGGUCAAGAGCGAUUUCGAACAAUCACGCAGUCUUAUUAUCGGUCAGCGAAUGGUAUUGUACUGUGCUAUGACAUCACUUGCAAGCAGUCUUUUGACAAUUUGCAAAGAUGGAUAGACGACGUUUCGAAAUUUGCUGCUCCUAAUGUAGUCAAGCUGUUAGUUGCUACUAAAUGUGAUCUGGAGGACCAGAGAGUUAUCGAACGAGAAGAAGGUGAAAUUUUGCAAAGAGCGAACGGUCAGGGUAUGUUUUCAAUUGUUGAAACAAGCGCGAAGAACAAUGUGAACGUCGACGGAGCUUUUUUGGAGCUGGCGACCAUUUUGAAACGUCAGUACGACCAGGGUGUUCUUCGAGAAUCAGCGAGUACUGACACGUUUAGAUUGCGACCUGGGGGUACUACACCAGUUGUUAAGAACUGGAAGCAGUGUUGUCAGUGGUAG